This is a messenger RNA of Diachasmimorpha longicaudata, 1342 nucleotides long. RefSeq names its product odorant receptor 13a-like. The transcript is spliced from 7 exons. NCBI's taxonomy places the organism in Eukaryota, Metazoa, Arthropoda, Insecta, Hymenoptera, Braconidae. Gene Ontology annotation, biological process: sensory perception of smell; detection of chemical stimulus involved in sensory perception of smell. Gene Ontology annotation, molecular function: olfactory receptor activity; odorant binding. The record is from RefSeq and is a predicted model, not a curated record. Gene Ontology annotation, cellular component: plasma membrane. Bases 1 to 1266 code for a protein of 421 amino acids.
AUGUUCGCUAAAUCGGAAAAUUCAGUCGACACUGCCAAAACCGAUUCCCCAAUAGAUUUUGCUAAAUUAUUCAACGUUUGUCGUGUGACACUUCGUGCACUCGGCGUAUUCACUGUAAACGAAAUUUUCUCAAAGUCUAAGAGAAAAAUUUGGGACAUGAAGGCACUCUACUACGUAUUCUGGUUAUUACCCACAUUCUUCGCUAAUUUUUGCGAAUUUCGAAGUGUCCUGUCUUUCUGGGAGACCGAUGUAUAUUACGCCCUGGAAGUGACAACAGCUGUUCUGAGUGGAGUUAUCGUUAUGGCACAGGGAUUUUUCGUAUAUCAUUCACGAAAUGAAUUGUUAGAAUUAAUCGCUGAACUUCGUAAUCUGUGGCAGAGGCAAUUAGCUAUAACUAUUACAGAUGUUAUUGCGAAGAAAGUCAAGAGGGCGAAAUUUUUCACACAAGUUUAUGCUACACUCAUCAUACUUCUAGCGAUAACUUACUCAAUUAGGCCAUUUCUUUUGCUCCUGACACAUGUUAUCUCCAACAAAAACGAGACAUACGACAUGAGUCAAACCGUUUUCCAAGCGAUAUAUCCCGUCAGAAUUGACACAUUUCCGAGAUAUAUUACAUGGAUUACUCUUGAAACUCUGGUAUUUGUGAAUGUCUCGGCGUCAUGGAUAGGAGCUGACAUGAUUUUUCUGCAAUUAGCGACGCACCUCUCCUCACAAUAUCAAAUUCUCCAUGACGACCUGAUUGCACUUGGGACUGUGGACGGUCCAUCAGCUUCUAGUCAAUAUACUCCAGUACAACAAUUAAAUUCUAUGGGCAAACGUCAUGCACACUUGUUACUAUUGUCAGACAAAUUCCAAAGAAUAUUCAGUCCAAUUUUACUGGUUCUCAUGCUGGUCACGAGUGUCAACAUUUGCAUAUGCAUCAUCAAUCUUCAGGAAGAACUGAUGCGACAGAAUUAUGCGGGAGUUAAUAAAUGUGCUGUGCACACUGUUAUAGCUAUGAUUCAACCAGCGAUUUAUUGUGUUUACGCAAAUGAUCUUACUGAGUGGGCUGAAUUAACAGCGAUAGCGGCAUAUGCCUGUGAAUGGGUGGACAAAACCCGAUAUUUUCGACACUCCGUACGGCUGAUCACGAUGCGCGCCCAGGAAGGCUUGCAAUUUCGCAUUUAUGGAUUUUUCAGUGUAGAUUUAAAUCUGUUAACGCAGAUUGGCGUUGGGGCUGCAAGAUUCUUCGCGAUAAUCAAUAAUCUCUCAGGAAUGGCGGAUUAAGAAAAGGACAGUGAAGAAAAUACCUCUGAUCGACUCCUGGAAUGCAAUUAUAAAUGAAUGAUAAUACACUAUUUUC